Haemonchus placei is the source of this 2100-nucleotide messenger RNA. Lineage: Eukaryota; Metazoa; Nematoda; Chromadorea; Rhabditida; Trichostrongylidae. The record is from the annotation of a GenBank genome assembly.
AUGUACGUGGGCCGACUGUGGUUGAUAUGUGUCUUGGUAGAACUCGUAAAUGCCCUUUUUGAAGAUCAAGUAGGGAAAUUUGACUGGCGACAUCAAUAUGUCGGGUGUCCUCUACAAGUCCACUUCGAUGAGUGGGGCAGGAAUGAGCGGCUGCUAGUUUCCACAAGAGAAAAUGUCUUCGCUUCUCUUUCAGCCAACACAGGACAUAUAGCACGUGUUUUUCCACACGUAAUGCUUUUGAAUUAUUCAAUAAAUUCAGCUCUGUAUUCUGUAUCCGACGGUGGUCGAGUUGUUCGAGCAUGGAACAAGCGGAAUGGCGCGUUGCUUUGGCAAACUGCCAUCGCUGAAAAAACUGAUCCUAGAAUGGAAUUCCUUAUAAUUGAUAUCUCAAAGUCAUCUGUUGUUUCUGAGUGGGUGCGUGAAGAGGCUCUAGCUCUCAUUAGUAGUGUGGAAAUGGUCGAUUUGCCUUUAUCCGAGUUGCAGCAAAUGAUUGAAGAUGAGUUCGAAGAAGGAGGUAAAAGCGAUGUAAUGUCCUCCUUUAUUCGACGCCUCAUAUCACAGACAUCUCAAAUUCAGAAAUGGCUGUUAAAAACGAUAAAUGAGAUAUUUACAUUCUCGUAUAUGAUUUCAACAAGAACCAAUUCGUUUUCGAAGCUGCUCCAUCACGUUAGAUCCGCUGCUAAAAGUGGAAACCAUAGCGGUGAAAUUUUGGAACGAGAUUUCUUCAACCUUCGCAAAAUCAUUGUUGCAACAACAUUAGAUGGGGUAGUUUUUGGCCUUGACAGCAGCGAUGGCUCAAUAGUUUGGCGGUUGUGGCUUGGAAAUCAUUUUGCACCCCUAUCUAAUUUCAUAGGGAAAAAUGAGGUACCAUUAUUUGUACAAAGGUCAACAGCCCAUUAUCAGUUGGCCGGACAAGCAUCUGUCGUAUCUUCAUUCGGAAUACUGGUAUUUUUCAACCCAAUCACCGGAAAAGUCGUUGAGAAGACAAUGCUGUCAACUUCUAUAUCCCGUGUUGAUGUGUUGAACUUUGUUAUACAAGAACACAUUUAUCCGCUAGUUGUUAUAGGGGUUAAUAACGAGAUAUCUCUUCACCCCAAUCCUUCUGAAAACUUGUUAGCUGCAGCUCCGCCCGUUUAUAUCCUAAUCCCGGAAGGGUCACUUAUUUCUGGAGCAGUCAUUAAUCUUUCGGAAAAGAAAAUGGUCAGAACGUGGACUGCUGAUUUGCAUCUCGCCGAAACGGAAAAGAUCAUCGCCAUCAAAGGGAAACCCAGACAUCAAAAAAUGCAUUCUCAAGGACGAGUGCUAAUUGACCGCAAUGUGCAGUACAAAUAUGCUAACCCAAAUCUGGUUGCAAUAGCCACUUUGGAUAAAAUUCAUCAAUAUCUCUCGAUUUUCCUAAUAGAUGUCGUCUCUGGACAAAUGGUUCAUUCUGCUCGGUUGGCUAAGGCUACAGCACCUGUGCACUUGGUUCACUGUGAACACUGGAUCGCGUACUCCUACUGGUCAGAAAAAGGAAGAAGAACUGAAAUAGGCGUACUCGAACUGUAUGAAGGAAGCGAGCAAAGCAACAAGGACUACUUUGACUCCCUCUCACCCACCAGAACAGCGCCACAAGUUGUUACUCAGAGUUUUAUCUAUGCGCAGGGAAUACAAGCUAUGGCAGUCAGUGAAACUGAGAAGGGACUCACUACUCGUUCUUUACUGAUGGCCCUUCCUAUGGGGGGAAUUCAUGAAGUGACAAGAAAGUUGCUAGAUGCUACACGUCCAUUGGAGUUGACACAGGAGAUGCGCGAGGAAAUGAUGAUACCAUAUAUACCGGAAAUUCCUAUUGCAACAGAGGAUAUGGUGAAUUAUAAUCAAACUGUCCACAAUGUUCGAGGAAUCAAAACCGCCUCAUCUGGGUUGGAAUCUACGAGUCUUAUGAUGGCCUAUGGAAUUGACGUCUUCUUCACUCGUCUUCAUCCUUCGGGAACCUUCGACAUUCUGAAAGAUGAUUUUGAUCAUGUACUAAUCAGCGUAGUCCUUUUUGGACUCAUUGCUGGAAGUAUAAUUAGCAAAAAGUUGGCUAGAAACAAUGCCCUCUCUGCUGCGUGGGCUUAA